Molecule: messenger RNA, 671 nt
Organism: Hypomesus transpacificus
Lineage: Eukaryota; Metazoa; Chordata; Actinopteri; Osmeriformes; Osmeridae
Product: junctophilin-3-like
Biological process (GO): regulation of synaptic plasticity
Cellular component (GO): endoplasmic reticulum membrane; junctional membrane complex; plasma membrane
Source: RefSeq, a predicted model, not a curated record
AUUUGUUUUCUUUCAGUUUUUUGGGGUUGUUGUUGUCGCUGCAGAGUAGGGGAAGACUUGUUUUGUUUGGGGGUAACCUCUUCUCCAGUGCCCCCCCACCCUUCACACCAUCACUCCUCUGUCCUCCCCAGCAGCGCUCUGCUCCAGCCCCUCAGAGCUGCCUCCAUCACUCCCUCCACGCUGUUUCUCCAUCCUUUUCCUUUCCUUUUUUUCUUUUUUCUUUUCGAGGUUUGGGGGAUUUGCCAAAACCUAUUUCAUGCAUGUCCACUGGGGGCAGGUUCAACUUUGAUGAUGGGGGGUCAUACUGCGGAGGGUGGGAGGAGGGCAAGGCCCAUGGACACGGGAUCUGUACCGGGCCCAAGGGCCAGGGAGAGUACUCUGGAUCCUGGAGCCAUGGCUUCGAGGUGGUGGGCAUCUACACCUGGCCCAGCGGCAACACCUACCAGGGUACCUGGGCCCAGGGCAAGAGGCACGGCGUGGGGGUGGAGAACAAGGGAAAGUGGGUGUACAAGGGAGAGUGGACUCACGGCUUCAAGGGUCGAUACGGCCUCCGGGAGAGCACGGGCACCAGCGGGAAGUAUGAAGGAACCUGGAACAACGGGCUGCAGGACGGAUAUGGCACAGAGACCUACUCUGAUGGAGGUAUGGUAUACCUGGAUAGACCUGGAUAG